This is a messenger RNA of Papilio polytes (common Mormon), 1443 nucleotides long. RefSeq names its product photoreceptor-specific nuclear receptor-like. The transcript is spliced from 7 exons. NCBI's taxonomy places the organism in Eukaryota, Metazoa, Arthropoda, Insecta, Lepidoptera, Papilionidae. The record is from RefSeq and is a predicted model, not a curated record. Gene Ontology annotation, biological process: regulation of transcription by RNA polymerase II; anatomical structure development; cell differentiation. Bases 1 to 1443 code for a protein of 480 amino acids. Gene Ontology annotation, molecular function: RNA polymerase II cis-regulatory region sequence-specific DNA binding; nuclear receptor activity; zinc ion binding.
AUGGAGAGAAGGGAAAUCAAACCCGAGGUGUUGUGCCGCGUGUGCGGGGACAGGGCUUCGGGCAAGCACUACGGCGUACCCUCCUGCGAUGGCUGCAGGGGAUUCUUCAAGAGGAGCAUACGCAGGAACCUCGACUACGUAUGUAAGGCGGGGGGUCGAUGCAUAGUGGACGUCAGUCGCAGGAACCAGUGUCAAGCUUGCCGCUUCUCUAAGUGUUUGCGAGUCAAUAUGAAGAAGGAAGCGGUACAACACGAACGAGCUAGACGUCCUUUCGUCCAACAACAAUAUUCUAUUCAGAAGGGCUACGAUUUUUCUAGACCGAAUGUAUUCCCCACCACACCUUUAGCAACAUUCACUCCCAUCCACUCCUACAACACUAUAGAUACGCGAACACCUACAUUCACAGAACAUACCUUUCAGGAUUUCUCACGAUAUCCAGACUUACCACCAGAUAUGAAUCCUUUAAUGCAAGCUAACUUGAAUACACUAAAUCCAUUCAAACUGCCGAUGUUUCCCACAUCCUUACACUAUCCGCAAGCCGCGUAUUUCCCGACAAAUAUUUUCUAUCCGCCCGUCGCUAUGGGGAACUCGGCGUUCUUAGAAGCAAGAAGCACUAAGCCUAUUAUUGAAGAUCUAAACACACAUAAAUUGCAUCAACACUUCAAGGAUAUUGAAACAAAACCUGAUUCCCAGUUAACUGGCAAAUUGAACGAGGACGAAGUGUCAAGCUCAGAGGAAGUGUUCAAGAGCAAUCCACCAGCUAUAACAAAUGAAGACGAGAGUGCGUCUGGUUCAUCAUUGGGAACAGAAGAUACUGUUCGCCACAACGAUCAUUUGAAACGCUUUGAACACAAAACGCUGGCUUCAAUGGCAACCGGGAUCCGCGACGGCUUGUACGAUCAUACCACUAAACUGCUGGUGCUCAGUGUCAAAUGGCUUCACAAUGUACCGGUCUUUUUGAAACUAAAGCCUAGAGACCAAAUGCAAUUGUUGUACAGUAACUGGAGGGAACUAUUUGUCCUAACAGCUUCGCAAUAUUCUUAUUAUUUUGAUGAAGAACACUUCAAAUCUCUGAUUAGUGUGAAGAAACCAAAUAUGAAAGAAUUAUUGGAAAAAUUAACAUCGCUUCUGAACAAGAUAGUGAAAACUCGUCUGGACAAUACAGAGUACGAUUGUCUCAAGAUCAUGCUUUUGUUUCGUAAAGAUACAUUGGAAUACCCAUCGUCGAGUCGAAUUGAAAAAUUUCAAGAAAAGGCGUUGACCGAUUUUCAAAAUCAUUGCACAUUGAAAGAUUCCGAUCGUCUUGGAAGAUUGAUGGUUCUCCUACCAAGUGUAUGCUUCAUCAGCACCCAAGGAAUCUUAGAGGAUUUGCUGUUUCCUGCAAUAGACAAGGAUGAAAUUCACGUCAUAUUGUCACGUAUACUAUUAUAUUCCGCCACUUAA